Priapulus caudatus is the source of this 1606-nucleotide messenger RNA. RefSeq lists its product as uncharacterized. Bases 12 to 1127 code for a protein of 371 amino acids. Lineage: Eukaryota; Metazoa; Priapulida; Priapulimorpha; Priapulimorphida; Priapulidae. The record is from RefSeq and is a predicted model, not a curated record. The transcript is spliced from 3 exons.
CAGCCAAUCAAAUGACAGUUUGUAGUCAUGUGAUCCUGCAGAUGGACAAAAUGGCAGCCUCCAGUAACGUAACGAAAUCAGACAGGAACUGGAGUUUUCAAGAAAUUCUUGAUUUAAUUCAAGAGUAUGAAAAAUACGAAUGUCUUUACAACACCACCCUCAGGGAAUACAAAGACAGAGAGAAAAAGAAGGCCGCAUUACAGCAGAUUGCAGCUGUGUUUGAUACAACAGCUGAUGAGGUUAGCAGCAAGUUUUCAAAACUACGGAUCUAUUAUAACCGAGAGAGAGCUAAACUUACAGCUACACCCAAGAGUGGCAGUUCUGCAGGUGAUGUCAAUAAAAAGAGCACCUGGGUCCAUUUCGAUGCCCUCGAGUUCCUUAGCGACUUCUGCACCCCAAGAUCAACAAGAUCGAAUUUCGCAUCCACUGCAUCGCAGCCUCAGGAUGAAGUUGCUGAAGAUGAAGAAACUCCAAACCAUUAUGACACUGCUAUCGAUUCUGAUGUCACAGAUUAUCAACCCAUCAUGGAAAUUGAAGAGGACGUAAAUGAUCUAGUCACCCCGAGAGCAGCUGCCCCUAAAAAAUCCACUAAACAGCCCACCGGCAGAAAAUGCAGUCGAAAGCAGAAACAGGUGGACGAUGAAGAUAUCGUGCUAAAUAAAGCAAUGACGGCUCUUGAUAAGGCAUCACGCAGCCCUGCAAUGAAUGACUCAACCCCAGAUGACAUUUUUGGGCAGUAUGUUGCCAGUGAGCUAAAGGGUGUCAAGGAUGAAUACCUGAAGAAAAUGAUUAAACACAGGAUCCACACUGUCUUGUUUGAAACACAGAUGCCUCCCAGUUCCCCUUUCCUAAAUCAAGGAUAUCCAGGGGUGAAUCAAACACCACCCAUUUCCUUUAAGCCUUUUGACAAUGGAAUGGCUCCCCCUCCUCCAUGUAAUUCCUCAGGGCAGACUCAGCAGAUAUCAGCCUCACAGUUUCCCCACAAAAGCUUCACUGCUGUUAGGCCAACCUCAGCCCCACCUUCAACUCUGCUGAGCUCGCCCCCACCCCCCGAUUUCAGUGAGUAUUCUGAUGUCAGUGAGUAUGCAUCAAAUUCAUAUGAGAACAUUUACACUGUGCUCAAUUAAGGCACUCUACUGCAGAUAAAUGUUUAUGAUUACAGAAUUUUUCUCAUUAGAGAUUGAAAAUGUUUUGGCAAUGUUAUGCCGGUUACUUAGGAGUUAGGAAUAAUAGCUGCUGAUUUCAUAAGUCUUACCCUUAGAUAGUCAUCUUUCAUGGCUUCAUAGAUAGCCUCGCACACCUCUGGCACAAUGAUGGAGAUGGUUGACUUUGGUACCCAGUAGAGGUACUGUAGGCUUGUAUAUGAAUCACCUAGCAAAAACCAAAAUACCUUGAUGUCAUUCAAGUACUGGUAUAUGUGAAUUGAUGAUGAUUGAUGACAAUUAUUUUGUAGCUGAAAUUCUUAUAAAUGGAAAACCAACUCAGUUUUAACUCAUAGUUAAAACUUAUAGUUAAGUAAACCAAUUCCGUUUGAACUCAUUGUUUAGUAAAUUUCUCAUUUAUUUAGUAGUGAUUUUCAAUAAACAUGAUAAAGGAUAUCAUCGAA